This is a messenger RNA of Phoenix dactylifera (date palm), 1108 nucleotides long. RefSeq lists its product as uncharacterized. Lineage: Eukaryota; Viridiplantae; Streptophyta; Magnoliopsida; Arecales; Arecaceae. The record is from RefSeq and is a predicted model, not a curated record.
CCCAAACACAUCUCCGAGCAAAAAUGACCCUGUUCUCCGUUCUCGCCGUCCCCUCCUUCAAGAACGCAAGUGGCCCCGGAAGCGGCGAGGUGGACUGCGCCGAAGACAUCGAGGGCCAGCCGGCGAAAGCGGCGGAAGCCGAGAUGGAUCCCAGAACCCGGCAGAGCUGCACUGAAGUCCAUGAGCACGAUCAUUCACAAGCUGAAACAUCUUGUGGCGGAGGAGCUGAGCGCCCCAUGGCUCUUAUGCUUCAGACCGUUCUUGAAGAGGCGAGUCAGUACCAUAAUCACACCGGCAACAAUCCAUUAGAUCAACAGCGAGAUUUUCCUGCAGCAACCACUGGUAGAGGUGCGCCCGAAACAGCCGAAGUUCAUACAGCAAUCAAUAUAAAUUCAGAGGCGGUAUGGUGAACUUUGAAAUAUAUAAGCAACCUAGUUUUUUUUGCAAGUUCUCUUUAUCAGCAUUCAGCAAUAUGAUAGUUCUCAUAUCUGGUGGUGUAUAAUUUAGCUUUUGACAUUCCAAUUUUUGUAACAACUCAGGACUUCACCCAAAAAGACUAACCAGAAAAUACUUUUGGGUUCUUUAGUUCUAUAUAAAUAUCCAAAAUAUCUCCGACGAAUAAUCGAUGUAGAAUUAAACACACACCCGCAAGGAUUCUCACAUACUUUCUUCAUUUAAGCUCCAGCGUCCUCAUCAGGCUAAGGAUCCAAUGAAAGAAACUUGGGAGAAAUAAUAACACUAUAAGCGGAAGAAAAGACAAUCAUAUAUAAUACGGACUGACCUCCAGCCAUAGUUGUUUAAGCUGAUUAGAGAACCAAGAGAUUAGUUGGAUAAAAUCCCAGCAAACCUCACAACCCUCACUGUCUGUAUGGAGAGUAAAGGAUAGAGUUUUCAGCCUAGUCUAUUUCCCAUAAGUAUGUGACCUAGUGGAUAAUCACAGGCAAUUUUAUAGACAGGCCAAGACCCAUAUCCACCUGAAUAUCUCACCCACUUUCCUUCCAUCAAGGAAGUGGAGAUACCCACUCAACGUUAACUAGCCCUCAACGUUAACAUGAUCUAAUUGAGUGGUUACAAGCAGUUACGUUAAAAUCUCAACUCCCAGAUAUGA